This is a messenger RNA of Manihot esculenta (cassava), 1410 nucleotides long. RefSeq names its product F-actin-capping protein subunit alpha. The transcript is spliced from 10 exons. The record is from RefSeq and is a predicted model, not a curated record. Bases 116 to 1036 code for a protein of 306 amino acids. Gene Ontology annotation, molecular function: actin filament binding. Gene Ontology annotation, biological process: barbed-end actin filament capping; actin cytoskeleton organization. Lineage: Eukaryota; Viridiplantae; Streptophyta; Magnoliopsida; Malpighiales; Euphorbiaceae. Gene Ontology annotation, cellular component: F-actin capping protein complex; actin cortical patch.
AACUUGCCUUUACAGAUCACACACCGCUCCCUCUCUCUGUGAUUCCUUUUCAAAUCUGUAUCCUAUAGCUUCCAUUUCUUCUUCGAUGUAUUGAAACAAGAGAAGGUAGACAACAAUGGCGGAAGAGGAAUACUAUGACUCGGAGCUUAGCGACAAGCAAAAGAAAGAGAUCGCCAAAUGGUUCCUUCUCAACUCCCCCGCCGGUGAAAUCCAAUAUAUAGCUAAAGAUUUGAAAUCGGUUUUGAAUGACGAGAGAGUAUACAACGAGGCAGCUCAAGAGGCAUUCCCUCUAUACAACAAAUCUCACUUGAUUUCCCUCGAAUUACCUGAUAGAAGCGGAGAUGUGUUGAUUACACCUUAUAAUGAGCUUGAUAAGAAUGAGUAUCUUGAUCCUAGAGAUGCCCAGGUGGCUACAGUUAACCAUGUGAAGCAAGUUUGUACAGAGGCAAGACCUGCAGUUGAUGAGGAACUUCCAUCACCUUAUAUAGAGGAAUAUCGUUAUGCUCUAGAUGCAGAAAUGCUUAAAUAUGUUGGUGAAGCUUAUCCAAAGGGAGUCUGUUCUGUGUACUGUGUUAAUGGAAAAGAUGUGGAGGGACCAGGAUCUAAUUUUGAGCUUGUUGUGGUGAUCUCUGCUGUUAAACAGAGCCCAAAGAAUUUCUGCAAUGGAAGCUGGCGCUCGGUGUGGAAUAUUGAGUUCAAGGAUGAAGUCCAAGUUCUUGUAAUAAGAGGCAAGAUACAGGUUGGUGCCCAUUAUUUUGAAGAGGGAAAUGUUCAGUUGGAUGCAAAAAAUGAAUGUAAAGUUGAAACUAAGUUUCAGGCCCCUGAAGAAUCUGCGCAUUCUAUAGCCAACAUUAUUCGCCACCAUGAAGCAGAAUACCUAGCAUCUCUUGAGGCAUCCUAUUCAAAUCUGCCAGAUACCACUUUCAAGGAUUUGCGAAGGAAGCUUCCAGUCACUCGCACCUUAUUCCCAUGGCACAACACUUCACAAUUCAGUCUUACUAGAGACAUCCAGAAGGAACUUGGAAUUGGAAAAUGAGUAACAAUGCUAGAAAUAUACACCAAGUGGCCUUGUAAAAUUGGAUUACUGAUAUCCUAACAAGUCGGAUCAUUUGCAUAUUGAGAAGGAAGUUGGAAUUGGAAUGUGAGUAAUGUCAUGCUGAGAGUAUAUGCACUGCAGUGCCUGAGGGGGGUGUGACCCUGAGAUGCUGGUUUAUUGGUGUCUUGAGUCCUGAGUCUACAACUUCUUCUGAGUUCUGAGAGUUGCUUUGCUUGCUUUCCUUCUUAUGUUUCCCUUCCUUUGAUUAUAGUAAUUUGGCCAUUCGCUGUGCUAGUUGUCGUCUUGUACCAUUCAUUACAAGUUGUGUACAGCUUUGUUGUUAAUGAUAAUUUUUUUCCCCUUGUGGUUUUAAA